AUGGACGACAACAUGAUGAUCGACUCAGCUACUCCUGCGCAGUCAAGCCUUACGCAAAACUUUCAAGCCAUUGUAAACAAUAAUCAAGUCGUACUGGACUGGAAAUAUGAGAUGAGACGUCAAAUGCAGGAAAUUCUACCGGGACUUUAUCUCGGCCCAUAUUCUUGUUCUAAGGAGUAUGACUUGCUCAAACAAAAUAACAUAACACAUAUUGUAUCUAUCCGUGAUUCUUCAGAGAAGAAGAUUUUACGCCCUAGGUUUCUUAAUGAUUUUCAGUACUUUGAGAUUGAGGUGUCAGAUUCUCCGAAUGAACGAUUGAUUCCACAUUUUCCACAGGCCAAAGCAUUCAUUGAUAAUGCUCUACUAAAUAAUGGCAGAGUUUUUGUCCAUUGCAAUGGGGGAAUUUCCAGAAGUCCCGCCUUUGUGGUUGCAUAUGUCAUGGAAACUACUAAAAUGGAUUAUCAACAUGCUUACAGCUUUGUACAAAAUAGAAGAUUCUGUAUGAAUCCAAAUGAAGGUUUUAAAGUACAAUUAAAGGAAUACGAGCCAAUUUAUUCAGCAAGGGAUACUAUUAACGGUCAUCAAUACACUCAAGGUGAAUUAGAAAGACAGGCUUUACGAAGAUCUGCUCCGGAUGAUGAUGAUCCAAAUGAGUUCGAACUUGCUAGGCGUGCACCUGCCUUCCAUGAAGAACCACAAGUGCAGAGGUGA
This is a messenger RNA of Cetraspora pellucida, 711 nucleotides long. Lineage: Eukaryota; Fungi; Glomeromycota; Glomeromycetes; Diversisporales; Gigasporaceae. The record is from the annotation of a GenBank genome assembly.